AUGGCGCUCACUAUUACUGAGCGAAUAAGUCUUUUAUUGAAAGUCAUCACCGUGUUGCCGCUGCGCCUUACCGUUUAUGUUUCGCGAGCUGCAAUACUGGCAAUAGUUUGGCGCAUGAAUCUUCGCAAUACUGUAACAUGCGGUUUCAUCAGAGCUGCCUUUACGACACUUUCGCCGCGACAGAUACAGCAUGUUGUCCCUUCGACCCGCGAAGCUUACCAGAAAUUUCUCCGCCAAAAGUCCAUGGAACACCCCGGCGGCACCCUGGGCGUCUCUUUCACUCCAAAUAUCGAACUGCUCGAUGAAUCUGGAGCCUCUCUGCUUUGGUUGGGCAACCGCCAAAAAGCGACCAAAAUCGUGUACUUCUUGCACGGCGGAGGCUUCUUUGUCCCGCUCGCGCCUGGCCAUCUUCGCUGGUGCUGGGAGUUGUAUGUCAAGCCAAGUGCGGCUGCGGGAAUCGACGUCGCUUGCGCAAUUCUCGAGUAUACACUUUCCCCGAAAGCCAAAUACCCCAACCACUUAAAACAGGCAUCAAUGGGCCUCCAGGCCAUCUUAGACACGGGAGUUUCUGCCCGCGACGUAAUCAUCGGCGGAGACUCGGCCGGAGGCAACCUGACGAUGCAACUACUGAUGCAUAUCCUGCAUCCCCAUCCUCAAGUCACCUCUCUCACAUUAGAUGCUCAGCUGCCCGCUGUAUUUCUUGUCUCUCCAUACCUGACAUUUCGUGCUGCGUACCAACAGUCAUUUGAGAAGUAUCUCAGCGUUGACCUAUCCCCUGGGAGACCGCGAGUGGAGUAUUUGCAAUAUCAAGUUUCCGGAACCGAUAACCCAAUUCCCGAGAUGGAGAGCAAAUACUGGUGGGGAACUCCUCUGGACGCAGAUCCGAGCAGGUACGACGGCAUCAGUGGUAUCGUUCGACACAUGUACAUCACGUAUGGUGAACACGAGGUGCUUGUCGACCACAGUACGAAGUUGAUAGAGCUGCUGAGGGAACAUGCUCCCGAACUCAAUCUUGUUGCCGAGGUAGGAUAUAAAGAGUCGCAUGACGCGGUGCUACUUGAGGAAAUGACGCACCAGUUCGAUGGUCCCGCUUCCACGCGAAUCCAGCGAUGGUUUACUAAGCUUCUUGAGGGCGACUAUGGUUUGCCAGCGAAUACAUAG
Messenger RNA from Akanthomyces muscarius, 1161 nucleotides. RefSeq lists its product as uncharacterized. Gene Ontology annotation, molecular function: hydrolase activity. NCBI's taxonomy places the organism in Eukaryota, Fungi, Ascomycota, Sordariomycetes, Hypocreales, Cordycipitaceae. The coding region runs from base 1 to 1161 and encodes 386 amino acids. The record is from RefSeq and is a predicted model, not a curated record. The transcript is spliced from 2 exons.